AUGACACAAAUCAAUAAUAAUCUUCCUCCUUAUGCUGAGGAAUUAUUAACUAGACCUAAAAAAAAUAAUUGGGGUUCCACCGCUGUUUUAAAACGCAAGGAAGCGGAGGGUGCUAUCACCAUUAAAAAUGAAAAAGAAAUAUUUUUAUUGAAACCUUUAACAAAAGAGCAAGGAACUCAAACCGAAUUAAAGAGUAAGGAAAUUGAUUAUUUAUAUCAGCAAACUACCAGUUUAACCAAGGAAAAAAAUAAAGUUAGAUUAUUAAUAAACAAAUCGCAAAGUUUACGAGAAGAAAGAAAAAAGUUAUUAGCAAAAAUUAAGGAACAAGCAAAUGAAGAUAUUUUAAGUCAGCAAACUAUUAUUAAUUUACAAGAAGAAGUAGCCUGUUUGGAAGAGAAAUUAAAAAUAGAGGAAUUGGAAAAUAAUAUCACCAGCAUUCAAAACCUAUUGGGAUUAGAUGACCUUAAUAAUCUCCCUCAAAUACCACAAGGAGAAACCUUGAUUAGUUUAUUGGAACGACCAACCCAAGAACAAUUACGGAAAAAAGAAGGCAAGAUAAACGAAUGA
Entrophospora sp. SA101 is the source of this 567-nucleotide messenger RNA. Lineage: Eukaryota; Fungi; Glomeromycota; Glomeromycetes; Entrophosporales; Entrophosporaceae. The record is from the annotation of a GenBank genome assembly.